AGUAAUGCUUACAGCCGCCAUUCGGAAGGCAUCACAAACGACGUCGAAAGUAAAUAAAAUAAGUAUUUUUUGUGGAAUUUGAUGCGAUUUUCAAGCAAAUAAAGCGAGAUGGAUCUAUCAGGAGACUUGUCAAAACUCAAGGUGGUCGAGCUGAAGGCGGAACUGGCUGCCCGCGGCCUAGAUACGAAGGGAAUCAAGGCAAUGUUAGUGAGUAGGCUCGAAGCAGCAUUGGCGGCAGAGAAGAGUGGAGUACCAAUAACAUCUGUUGCCUCAGAUGCCCCCACGGAAGCUACGGAAUGCGACGCGGAUGCCGCCAUGUCAGAUGCGACGUCAGAAGCAGUGGAACCCAGUCCCGCAAGACCCACUCGCAGACGACGUACGAGAUCGAUGACGAGAUCGCCGUCACCAGAAGCCAAGAGACUCGUAACGGAACAGGUUUUGGAGCCGUUGCGUGAGGAGGAAACAGAGCCAACACCUGCAGCAGCCACCGAAAGCCAAGAAGAGAGCAAGGAAGAAGAGCCGGCGGCACCAAUGGAAGUGGAUAGUGCUGUGCCAGAAGCUGUUGCACCUCCAAGUGACGAUGCAGCUCCAACAACUACCGACACAAACACUCAGGAAUCACACGAACAAAAGGAACCUGAAACGCAGGAAACGGAAGACGAGAACAAAGGACAAAAAAGAAGUCGCGAAAACAGCAAAUCCCCCUCGAGAAAACGAUCGAGUUCCGUUGAGCCGCAUUCGAAUGACUUUACAAAUGACGAAGACGAGCCAGAAAUCGACGACAGUAAAUUUUUGUUGAGUUGGUUCGACUCUGAUUUGCAUUUAAAAAUCGAUCAAACAGACUUUUUGCAUGCAAAACCAAUUUCGGAUGCAGGACUUAACUUAGUUUGGGCAGGUGCUCGUGCCAAUCAUGGUGUCAAAAGUGGAAAAGUGGCGUACGAAGUAUAUUUGUCCAACUACAAUCGUGUGAAUCACAGCCAAGAAGACCGACGUAUCCAUGAGUUCCGUUGUGGAUGGUCUGUGGGCGAUACGAGUCUCCAACUUGGCGAGUGCCCGUUAUCGUUUGGCUUCGAUUCGAAUGGUAAAAAGUGUACAGACUCCAAAUUCGAGGAUUAUGGUAAACGGUACAGCUUGUUUGAUGUCGUUGGCGUAUAUUUGGACUUGGAUAGCUCUCCAUGCACGAUCGAAUACACUAUUAAUGGGGAAACUCAGGGAAAAGCCUUCGAGUUCGAAAAGGAAUCUUUAGAAGGCAAAGCACUCUUUCCUCAUAUAAGCACCAAAAACAUCGGGUAUAAAGUUAACUUCGGUCAAGUCUUACCAACGCUUUAUAGUUCUGUACCAAACAAACCAAAGGAUAACCGACGAGACCGUAACUCAAACAGACGUCCAAAUGACAACAACAAGAACAAAAAUGAGGAUUCAAAUAAAAAAGAGUCGGAACCAUCGAAGGACACACAAGAAAACACGUCAGAAAAUCAAGAAGAAAACCAAGAGCAAGCAACGGAAAACAACGGCGAACAACAGCAAAAUACUGAAAACACCGAAGAAAAUGCUACUCAAGAAACAAACGAAGAACAACCGUCAACGGAGGAAAAUCAAGGCGAAGCAAAAACAGCUGAAGAAUCUGACAAAACGGCUGAAAAUGCCGAAAAUAAACCAACUGAAGAGGAAGAGAAACCCGGUAGCAAGGAACUUCUUCCCGGCUACAUUUUCAUCGAUCAAUCACCUGCUGACGCACUUGAAGAUGGACCCAAACGUCCAGAAUCACGAAAAGACUGCGAGGUGAUUCUCAUGAUUGGCUUGCCAGGCACCGGUAAAACUUUCUACGCGCGUAACUGGGUCAAGGAACAUCCAGAAAAACGAUACAAUGCCUUUGGUGUACAAUUUUUACUUGAAAAGAUGAAGAUUUCUGGAGAAGCACGAAAACCAAGUCAGUCUUAUCGUUGGUCACAAAUUGUCGAGUCUCUCUCACGAAGCUUGAAUAUUUUACUAAACAUUGCAUGCAGACGACGAAGAAAUUACAUUUUUGAUCAGCCGAAUGUUUACGCUAAUUUGCAAAGAAGGAAAAUGAGCCGGUUCGGAGACUUCCACAGAAAAGCCGUUAUUGUAUUCCCAGAUGAAGAAACACACAAAGAACGUGCAGCAAAGCGUCUUGAAGAGCAAGGCAAGGAAUAUUCGCCCAUCAAUGAGGAAGAAAUGAGAUCGAAAUUAUCGUUACCUGUUCUCGAGCACACCUGGUUCAACGAGAUUGUGUACACGGAAUUGCCGGAAGAGAAAGCCCGCGAAAUUGUAGUUAAGAUAAAUGAAGAUGGACAAGCGGCCCGCAAGAAGCGCAAGGAAGGUCGUGAUGACAGAUCUCGCCAACGAUAUCAAAAAUUCCAAGACAAUCGACGGGAUCCAUGGCGCCCACAGGGUGGACGAGGUCCCGCUGGUGCCUGGGACCGACGACCUGGAGAGGGCUACGGCUAUGGAAGACCCGAUCGUUUCCGUGAUCAAUGGGGCAAUCAAAAUAACUGGGUUCGUGGUGGCCAGGGAUAUCAGUAA
Messenger RNA from Culicoides brevitarsis, 2544 nucleotides. Its product is annotated as heterogeneous nuclear ribonucleoprotein U-like protein 1. Lineage: Eukaryota; Metazoa; Arthropoda; Insecta; Diptera; Ceratopogonidae. Bases 109 to 2544 code for a protein of 811 amino acids. The transcript has 10 exons. Gene Ontology annotation, molecular function: protein binding. The record is from RefSeq and is a predicted model, not a curated record.